This is a messenger RNA of Aspergillus fumigatus Af293, 621 nucleotides long. RefSeq names its product putative C6 finger domain protein. The transcript is spliced from 2 exons. The coding region runs from base 1 to 621 and encodes 206 amino acids. Gene Ontology annotation, molecular function: DNA-binding transcription activator activity, RNA polymerase II-specific; zinc ion binding. Lineage: Eukaryota; Fungi; Ascomycota; Eurotiomycetes; Eurotiales; Aspergillaceae. Gene Ontology annotation, biological process: regulation of transcription by RNA polymerase II. The record is from RefSeq and is a predicted model, not a curated record.
AUGCCGUCGCGCCGAUCUCACUCCAAAUCUCAUCAUGGGUGCACCCAGUGCAAGGGGCGUCAAAUCAAAUGUGAUGAAGUCCGUCCGAUCUGUGGUUCCUGCCGCAGGAAACAACUCCCAUGUAAUUUUCAAAGCUUUGCGCCCCAAACCUCCCCGCAGCCGUCAAUUGCCGAUGCCAUUCUAGGGCAUCGGGACAGUUUUGUACUCCCACUGCUGGACUUGGAGCUGUUGCAUCACUGGCAUACCGUGACAGGGAACUACCUAGCAGAUGCUAAGCCGCUGCAGGAUGUCAUACCCACCGUCAUGCCACAGGAGGGGCUGGCGAACCCUUUCUUGAUGCACAGCAUCCUGGCAGUUUCUGCCCUUCACCGGGCACACAGUGCACCCUUGAGCCAUCGCCAGAUUCUUUGUAUUCGCGUCUCGGAACCCAAGCAAAAACCCGAGGAUCCAAAGUCUGACCGCAGUGGUCGAAGCGUUCAGGUUAGUUCGUGGGGCCGCCUCUGUCGUGAACCAGGCCAGAUUGUGGCUCGAACAAGGACCCUUGCAGCUCUUGCUGCGGAUUGGUCAGUGUCAAAUGCCGAUAGCAACAGCGGCAGAACGUUAUGCUCGGGCUCUGCAUGA